AAAGCCUUUUCCUUAUAUCCAACCUACAUCUACCCUCUUUAAGUUUGAAACCAUUUCUCCAUGUCCAAAUAUGACUUUACAACAAAAGGUUUAAUGUAAGUUAUUUCUUCUCCAGCUGAAGUGGAUCUCUUGGAGAUAUUAAUUUUUUUCUAGGGAUUUGGGGGGUGUGAGGGUGUGUGAGGGUCAGUCUUCCUCUUUCUUUUUUUUUUUAACCUUUUUCCUUUGGAGAAAUAAGUGCUAAAGGUCACUGCAGAUAUUCACCUUAAUAAAAUUCCUUUCCAGAUUCUACCGAGUCUGAGGAUAUAUCUUUAGAAAGCUCUGAAAUGACACAGGAUCAGAUGCUGAGCUAUCAGUUGAUGUUUCCCAUAAGCCAGGACAAAUCCAUCCCUCGGAAUUUCAUCACUGUAUAUGAAAACAUGAAAGCAAAGAGAAUAUUUGAACUCAAGAAAUGGAAAGAACAGGGACCUUGUCAGAAGGAGCUCUAUAGAGCUCUGUAUAAAUUGGCAAAGGUUCAGCAGAGAAGUGGAGGGGACAUUUACAAAUUCUAUUUACCCAACUGCAACAAGAAUGGAUUUUACCACAGCAAACAGUGUGAAACUUCACUGGAUGGAGAGUCUGCUGGGUGCUGGUGUGUCUAUCCAAAAAAUGGAAUAAAAAUUCCUGGAUCCCCAGAAGUGAAAGGAGACUCUGAUUGCCAACAGUACCUCAGAUCAGAAGAAUAAAACUGGUCACAUUCAUUUACACCAGGUUCUACGUGGAGCUUGAACUUAUCAGGAGCCAUUUCAGGCAGGAGAUAUUCCAGGAAGGUAGUUGCAGGCUCACGGGCAGCCCCACAAAAUAGCUCUUUUACUGUACUGGCAUUACUUAGAUGCAAAAUUGACAGAUACUACAACUGCAAGAUCGAGUCCUGCAGCCUUGUAUGUCAUGUUUGCAUAAUAUCAGAAAUGCUCUCAUAUGUAAAGCUGUUGAGUUAUUUAUUUUAUGAGCGUGUUUUUGUCUGUGUUCUUACUAAUUUAUAUUCUUAAACACUUCAUAACUUUAUAUGUAAAUAGUUAGUAUUAUUGCCCUUAAAUAUAUGUGUGUUACGUUGGAGAAAUGAUACUACUUAAAACUUCAAAUGACAUAAGUCUGUUGAGAAAAAAGGUUUGUAAGCUUGCAUUUUUGUACUAUGUAUUUAUAGACGUAAAACGGAAUUUUAAAAAAUAGCUUUCAGUAGGGGACGUGCUUUGGAACUAAUUUAAAACUUGUUUUGUUUAUUUAUCAUGUUGCUUUGGCACCUCUGUUUCAAUGUCAAGCUGUUUCUUAAAAAAGAAAGUCUAAACCUUGAUUAUACGCUGAAGCUCAUGAUGGGACAGUAUUUGUUUCUGUUUUCCACAUGUAUCAGGAUAUAUAGCAAAACAACAGGAUAUUCUGUGCCACAAAUGUAAAUUAUUCACAUGUUGACAUUAUCAUGUUAUUUAAGAUAAGUUAUUAAAUAAUUUCUUCUACAAAG
Meleagris gallopavo (turkey) is the source of this 1492-nucleotide messenger RNA. The record is from RefSeq and is a predicted model, not a curated record. Lineage: Eukaryota; Metazoa; Chordata; Aves; Galliformes; Phasianidae.